AUGGCCCGCCAACCGUCCCUCGACUCAGAGCGGCCCAUCAUGACCAACUCGAACCGCACCUCCAAGCGUUUCUCCACCAUCAGCGGAAGCCCUUCGAUGGCUGCCUCCGAACGUACAAUUGGUAGCCUGCCGAGCGGAGACCCCAGAGUCCGCGACAUUCACCACCUCGGCGACGGCCUGGAGCGCCUCGAGAACAAGCCCCUGCAAGCACAACGAUUUGUCCCGACCGCUGAAAAAUCCGAUAACUUGAAUAAGCUGGCCCUCGGUGCCAAGGUCGAGCGCGCCCUUGGGCGCCGCAUGACGAGCCAGGAUGCCGUCAUGCGCAAGCCGACUUUGAAUGAGAAGGCCGCGGCCAGCACCACCUCUUAG
Penicillium argentinense is the source of this 369-nucleotide messenger RNA. RefSeq lists its product as uncharacterized. The coding region runs from base 1 to 369 and encodes 122 amino acids. The transcript has 2 exons. The record is from RefSeq and is a predicted model, not a curated record. Lineage: Eukaryota; Fungi; Ascomycota; Eurotiomycetes; Eurotiales; Aspergillaceae.